AUGGAUACCAUUGACGCCGAGCAGGCGAGGAAACUAUCCCUGUUCCGACCGCUGGGUUACCAGCGCAACUCGUGUGGUUACUGUAAAUCUGAGGAUGGAAGCGCUUCAUAUUACAGUAGCUCCGUCUCAGUCAGGCCACAUCAUUAUGAGGAACUUGUGAAUCGAGGUUGGAGAAGGUCUGGAACGCUUUAUUAUAAGCCAAAUUUGGAGAGAUCGUGCUGUCCGCACUAUACGAUUAGACUCGAAGCCUCCGAUUUCAAAGCCAGACGAGACCAACGCAAGGCCAUCAAUCGUUGGAAUAAAUUCGUCCUAGGCCCAGAGUAUAUCCGCAAAGCGGCUCGCUUAUGUCCUAAGACACGCCAGGAGAAGAAACAUCGAAAAUGCAACUUCGAUGUCCUCACAGCAGUCCACGAGUCUGAAUACGCCAACGUAAAACGCCCCAUUGACCCAUCGACCAGACGCCCGUUAGAACCCGCCCACCGCUUCGCGGUCAAUCUCGAAGGCGACUCCGUUUCUCAGGCCAAAUUCGACCUCUUCAUAAAAUACCAAACCAAAAUCCACAAGGAAGACGUCUCCAGAUGGAAAACCAAGGACUUCCAGCGCUUCCUGUGUUCCGGUAUCAAACGCUCUCCAGCCAGUGCGGACUCUAAAGAGAAGAAACUUGGUUCCUGGCAUCAAUGCUACCGGCUGGAUGGGAAGUUGAUUGCCGUGGCGGUUUUGGAUUUGAUGCCUAAUGGUGUCAGUUCUGUUUACGUUUUCUAUGAUCCGGACUACGAAAGCUGGGAAUUCGGCAAGCUCAGCGCCCUCAGAGAAGUAGCCCUCACCAUCGAAGACAACUACCGCUACUACUACAUGGGCUAUUACAUCCACAGCAACCAAAAAAUGCGGUACAAGGGCACCUUCCGCCCGCAACACGUCCUCGACCCCGAAUCCCACACUUGGCACCCGCUCGACGGCGAAUUUGUCAAGAAACUCGACCAAAAACCCUAUGUUUCUCUUUCCCGGGAGCAGCACAAUCCGGAGCCAAACAAAGAGAGCGAAGCAGAUGCAGAAAUCAACGAUGAGGAAGUCUCGCUGUUCGAUCUGCAUAUGCCGGGUGUUUUGAGCGUUGAGGAGACCAAGGCGCUGGAUUUGGAUCAUUGGUGGUUGUUGGUUCAUGGGUCGUUUGUGCAUAUGAUUGAUCUGGUGGGAUGGGAGCAAAUGCCCAUGACGCAUCCGCAGUCGAUCAAGGGGAUUAUUGCAGAGUUGGCGGCUGCUUUGGGGCCGAGGGUUGUGAAGGAGAGUGCUGUGGUUUUGUUUGAUUGA
This is a messenger RNA of Aspergillus chevalieri, 1305 nucleotides long. It is a transcript of the gene ATE1, whose product is annotated as arginyltransferase. Gene Ontology annotation, biological process: protein arginylation. Gene Ontology annotation, cellular component: cytoplasm. The coding region runs from base 1 to 1305 and encodes 434 amino acids. The transcript is spliced from 10 exons. NCBI's taxonomy places the organism in Eukaryota, Fungi, Ascomycota, Eurotiomycetes, Eurotiales, Aspergillaceae. The record is from RefSeq and is a predicted model, not a curated record. Gene Ontology annotation, molecular function: arginyl-tRNA--protein transferase activity.